AUGUUCAACUGGUUCAUCUACAUCACAAUUUUCUCAUUUGUGUUGUUUUUCGCACUAUGUAAUGCGGAGACGAUCGACAUGGCCGAACUUGAGCGCAUCUUCCGAUUGAACCCCUCAGCACGAGCUCGUUUUCAAGAGAUUUUCGGAGCUGAUGGGUUGAGUGGCGUGGACUCGGCUCGACUGUCAAAUUUGCAACGUCUUGGAUGA
Molecule: messenger RNA, 207 nt
Organism: Necator americanus (New World hookworm)
Lineage: Eukaryota; Metazoa; Nematoda; Chromadorea; Rhabditida; Ancylostomatidae
Exons: 2
Coding region: 1-207 (68 amino acids)
Source: RefSeq, a predicted model, not a curated record